AUGGAGGGGCCUUUAACGGCGGUGGAGCAGUACUUUAAUCAGCUCGUUAACUUGCGCCUUCUCACGCAGGUGGUUGUGUCGGACCGUCAGGGGAAUACCAUCAUGGCCUGCUUUGGGACCCCCAAACUGCUGGAGGGACAGGAGGGUGCACCCCACGAUGUCGCGUACGGCGGCGAUGAUGAACUCACCGUUGAGAGUAACGUGGUGCUCAGUGGGGCGCGCUGCUUUCAAAAUUUGGAACAGUUGCAGCUGGGCGUCCCUGCGUACAUAAGUCUUCAGUACCACGACGCCACUGUGGUGCAGACGCUCGAUGGUUGUUGCAUGCUCACGUUGAUAGGAUGCCGUUCACAGGGCCAUUUUGUGGGCGGUUUGCUUGUGCUUCUUCCGCAGAUACGUUCCGCCGAGGUCUACCAAGAGCUUUUGUCGAAGACACAGGAGUGCUUUCAAUGA
Molecule: messenger RNA, 450 nt
Organism: Trypanosoma rangeli
Lineage: Eukaryota; Euglenozoa; Kinetoplastea; Trypanosomatida; Trypanosomatidae
Exons: 1
Coding region: 1-450 (149 amino acids)
Source: RefSeq, a predicted model, not a curated record